This is a messenger RNA of Wyeomyia smithii (pitcher-plant mosquito), 1373 nucleotides long. RefSeq lists its product as uncharacterized. The record is from RefSeq and is a predicted model, not a curated record. Lineage: Eukaryota; Metazoa; Arthropoda; Insecta; Diptera; Culicidae. Bases 6 to 1373 code for a protein of 455 amino acids. The transcript has 2 exons.
ACCCAAUGGAUGAAGCUGUAAAGAACGACAUCAUGUCGUACUCGCCUACGAUAUCCCAUUAUCGUAGGGAACAUGCUCCCAACGUUCUGUAUCUGCCGACGGAUUUAACUUGCCAAGCUAUGUAUGAUUCUUUCCAUGACAAACGAUUAAAACAAUCUCUCGAAUCGUGCAGCUAUUCAUUUUACAAUAAGAAGCUAAAUAAAAUGAAUAUAAGGUUCACGAAAUUGGGGCAUGAACUGUGCGAAAGAUGCCGCGAAGCCGAAAUACACAUGAAAUUGGCUAACCACGUCGUUCAAACCACCGGUGAAUCUGAUUUCCUCGAAGAAGGGUAUCCUGAGGCGGACCGUUGCGCAGAUUCUAGUGCGGAUGAUGAAGAAGAAAGCAGUGUGAACCCUCCGGAGGAUUGUGUCAAAUGUUUGCAGUGGCAGGAGCACAAAAAUGUGGCGAUUCGGUCAAGAUGUGAAUAUGACAGAGAUAAGACUAUGUUCAACGGGCUGGCUGUAUCUGUAGAUUUACAGAAAGUGAUUCAGCUGCCAAGAAUGGAAGGUUUCAAGGAGGUUAUAUUCUCCAGACGUAUCAUCGCUAUGAACGAAACCUUUGCACCUUUGGGAGGCCAAAAGAAAGGUCCAACGCAUGCUGUCGUCUGGAACGAAAUAAUUAGUGGUCGGAAGGCAUGCGACAUUAUUAGUUCUUUUACGCAAAACCUACUUGUUAACAAGGAUCAAGAGCAUAUUCUUUAUUGGCUUGAUAAUUGUUCAAGCCAGAACAAAAAUUGGGACCUCAUGCUCCAUAUGAUUCUGAUCGUCAACUCAUCGAUGAUAUCGACUAGAGAUGUAACCUUCAAGUAUUUGGAAAGUGGCCAUACUUUUAUGUCGGCCGAUGCAUUUCACGCAGCCGUGGAGAGAAGGAUGCGCCUGUUCAACAAAGGGGAAAUUCCUACAUAUCCUGAUUUUGUAAACUGCAUCAAACAAGCCAACGGUGAUCCAGAACCGAUUGUUACAUCCAUGGAGUAUAAUGACUUCUUUGAACCAACCUUCCAUUUUAAGCCGUCGGUAAUUAGCAGAUUGAAGGACCGACCAAAGCUAGCCAAUAUAAAAACAGUGAAAUUUUCGAGGGGAUCGUACGAAUUUCACUAUCGGAACGAUUUUUCGACGGAGUGGAAACAUUGCUCUGUUUUCACCAACAAGCAGUUGAAGCAGAUUCGAAAGAACAGUUUUGACUUCAAAUUGACGCUGAAGUACCGCGAAGCUUGUACCGGAAUCGAAAAAAGCCGAAAAGAUUUUAUACUGCGCAAACUGUGUUCAUUGAUGCCUGCAGGGAAGCGUACGUAUUGGCAAGACCUGCCAGAAGUUGAAGUUGCGGAGGAGUUUUGA